This is a messenger RNA of Corylus avellana, 747 nucleotides long. RefSeq lists its product as uncharacterized. The record is from RefSeq and is a predicted model, not a curated record. Lineage: Eukaryota; Viridiplantae; Streptophyta; Magnoliopsida; Fagales; Betulaceae.
AUUUCGCCGACUCAGUGUACAACCAUAAUCAGGGCACAGCUGCCAGCGGGAAACCUAGCGAGAAAGUGCGAGAAAGUGGAGGAAAUUUGGAAAGAAGGAAAAUGAGCAGCGAGGCAAAAACCAAUGGCGGAAACACAGGGGGAGGAGGAGGAGGGGGUUUCAGAUCGAGAAUGGAGCGCUUCCUCUACAGUGGGGACAAGAAGCACGUCAUGGCCGGCAUCGCCAUUAUCACCGUCGUCUUCAGCGUCCCUUGGUUCCUCAUGAGCAGAGGAACAAAACAUCAGUCCCAUCAAGAUUACUUGGAAAGAGCUGAUAAAGCACGGAGUCAAAGACUCUCUUCAGGUUCAUCUUCUGCCAAAUGAUUUUCGAGAGCAUUCUGGUGAAGGGGUGGUUUUCCAGUGAGCAUUUUGACAGUUAAAAAUUAUAAGAAGCUUUUUCUGUUUGGCAAUCUGUUUCUCUUUCAAGCUUUGUAUAUGCAGAAUAGCUUCUGUUUGCCGUGAGGAAUACUUAGAGAACUCUCAAUUAGGGAUGAACUUUUGUUUCAUGUCAAUAAAGAAACUGUUACUUAGAUAGAAGCUGAAAACUGUUCAGACUAUUUAUCUCAAAAGGCACCUUUUUACUGUUAAAAAUUCAAAAUCGACCCACUGUUGAUUGUUAAGGCCUUGUACUUGUAUGGCCUAUACUAGGGGAUAAAAUAUGAUUAGUUUGAUCAAACGGUUUGACAAUGAGAAGUUACUUCUUUUUUCA